Messenger RNA from Scleropages formosus (Asian bonytongue), 1672 nucleotides. RefSeq names its product ankyrin repeat and sterile alpha motif domain-containing protein 1B-like. Bases 1 to 1416 code for a protein of 471 amino acids. Gene Ontology annotation, biological process: ephrin receptor signaling pathway. Lineage: Eukaryota; Metazoa; Chordata; Actinopteri; Osteoglossiformes; Osteoglossidae. The transcript is spliced from 12 exons. Gene Ontology annotation, molecular function: ephrin receptor binding. Gene Ontology annotation, cellular component: cytosol. The record is from RefSeq and is a predicted model, not a curated record.
AUGCUGCAUUCUCAGAUUUCCCAGGCUGGUUGCCGUGGCUACCAUACAGAUGGGUCUUCUUUACAGAAACACCUGUCCCUACACCCUCUCAUAGGCCCACGGUGCCCAAUGCAGUCUGUGGGCAAGUGGCUGGACAGCAUUGGACUUGUCCAGUAUGAGAACCACCUGCUGGCCAAUGGCUUUGACAAUGUGCAGUUCAUGGGAAGUAAUGUGGUGGAAGAUCAGGACCUGCUUGAAAUUGGUAUCCUCAACUCUGCUCACAGACAGCGCUUACUUCAGGCUAUCCGCCUCCUUCCAAAGGUAUUGCCUGUUGGGUGUGAUGGCAAUAAUCCCACAUCAGUGGCAGAGUGGCUGGAGUCUUUGCAGCUCAGAAAUUACACUCAAUCCUUCCUUAUCAAUGGAUACACCUCCAUGGAGCUGGUGAAGAAGAUCUGGGAAGCAGAGCUCAUAAGUGUAUUGAAGAUAACAGCAUUAGGACACAGAAAGCGGAUACAGGCAUCUUUGGGAGACAGACUACAGGAAGACUUGCUUCAGAAACCCUUCAGAGCAAUCUCCAUCAGGGACACUGACGUGAAUUACACAUCCCUCGCCUCCAGCUCUCUGGACCUGCAACAGCUCAUUAUGCAAGAGGACACACGUAGACACUCAAACGACAGCUAUUUUGAUGACAUGCCUCGAACCAAGCUGGAGAGACAGAUGGCUCAAGUCAGUAUGCAAGGAGACUGGUCUGAGCCCAUCACAUUGCGGCCACCCAAUGAAGCGACACCGUCCACUCCGGUACAAUACUGGCAGCAUCAUCCAGAAAAGCUCAUCUUUCAAUCAUGCGACUAUGAGGCUUACUAUAUGGGCUCCAUGCAGGUCAAAGAGCUGAGAGGAAUAGAAUCCACACAAGACGCCUGUGCGAAAAUGAGGAAGUCUACAGACCCAAUGAAGAAAAUCCCCACCAUUGUGCUGUCUGUUUCCUACAAGGGAGUAAAGUUCAUUGAUGCCACAAACAAGAACAUGAUCGCUGAGCACGAGAUCCGUAACAUCUCGUGCGCCGCUCAAGACCCAGAGGAACUCUCUACGUUUGCCUACAUCACCAGAGACUUGAAGUCGAGCCAGCACUACUGCCAUGUGUUCGCAGCCUUUGACGUGAACCUAGCCUAUGAAAUCAUCCUCACGCUGGGCCAAGCAUUUGAGGUGGCUUACCAGCUGGCUCUCCAGGCACGGGUGGGUGGGCAAAGCUCAUCUCCGCUGUCUGAGAGUUUCGAGAGCAAGCCUGGACAACUCCCUAAACCCCGCCUUAAUGUCAAGUCUAUGGAACUUUCAGGGAUUGAUCCAAAGGGCCAAGCCAACGUGGCAUGGAUAGUGGAGCCAGGGCCAGAGGCUAAGAGAGGAACAAGCACCAAAAAAUCAAGCCAAGAGAAAUCGUGACCAAGUGCAGACUGAAGGACACAGACUGGCUGUCGGAAUGGGCAGAAAAGAAAACAUCUGGGGGUUUGGAAUGAAAGCAGCUAUGGGAACCCCGCAGCCUGUGAGAGGCCGAGGCAAACCUGCAUCUCCUCCUAAACACUCGUUUCCUAUGUUUGUAAUAACUGGUUCCAAAUUCCUCAAAAUUUAAUCAAGAAAAAAUAUGUGGUGAAAACCUCAGCAUGCAAAAUAAAUGUCAGUUGCUUAAACACCACGGACA